CUUCCUUUUCACUCUAUAUCUAUAAAUAAUGUGAUCCUUCCACAACCUCCCCAAUACUCCAUACAAACUAACACAGAAAAGAACUGAACAUUCCACGAUCACAACUUUCAAUCUGAAUCCACAUCGCACGUACGUUCAAGUUUUGUUGCUUUUAAUUUGUUGCUCGAGUGAAACUGUGAAACACACAGGUUAAUUUGAGUUCGAAUCGUAAGGGAUAAUGGGAAGAGAGAUGAGUAACCUUAACCCAAAUAAAGAAACUCGUAUUCCUGUAAUUCCUACGGUGCUUUCAAUUCCAUCACCAUCACCAUCCCAAUUCCAUUCUCCUUCUCCAGCCAAUUCCAUUCCAAUGACACCUAAAAGCCCAUUCAUCACUCGCGUCAUGACACCGUUGGCUAGCCCCAUGAAGAAGGCCAUGGCAAGCAUGCAAGGCUACUUGGAGUUCACUAAGCUCAACCCACAUGAUGAAUGGCUUCCUAUAACUGAAUCAAGGAAUGGAAACGCGUUUUAUGCAGCAUUCCAUACCCUCAGCUCUGGAAUCGGAGUUCAAGCUCUUGUUCUUCCCCUUGCCUUCACUGCACUUGGGUGGGUUUGGGGAAUAAUGAGUUUGUCAGUAGUUUUUGUGUGGCAAAUGUAUACACUUUGGCUUCUGAUUCAACUCCAUGAAUCUUCUUCUGGGACUCGAUACAGCCGAUAUCUAUGGCUUUCCAUGGCUGCUUUUGGAGAGAAAUUAGGGAAGCUCAUGACGUUAUUACCGACAAUUUACCUUUCAAGUGGGACAUGCAUAACCCUAAUCAUGAUCGGGGGAGCCACCAUGAAACUUCUUUUCAACACCAUCAUUGACAAUACAUGGGAGAAAAAUAAUGAAACACCUCUAUCGAUGAUCGAGUGGUACCUUGUUUUCACAUGUUCGGCAGUUGUGUUAACACAACUGCCGAACUUGAAUUCGAUUGCAGGGGUUUCACUGAUAGGAGCUAUUGCUUCGGUAUCAUAUUGUACUGUUAUAUGGGUUGUGUCGGUUGUUGAAGGGAGGCCCACGGGUGUAUCGUAUGAGAAGUUAGAGGAGGUGUCACAAGUUGCUAGGGUUUGUGAUGUUUUAAAUUCUCUUGGCAUCGUUGCAUUUGCUUUUCGAGGUCAUAAUUUGGUGCUUGAAAUACAGGGUACAAUGCCUUCAAAUCCAAAACAACCAUCACGUAUACCCAUGUGGAAAGGUGUAAAAUACUCGUAUUUCAUUAUCGCAAUGUGUCUCUUUCCUCUCGCAAUCGGUGGAUAUUGGGUCUACGGUAACAUGAUGCCGACAACGGGAGGACUGCUAAACGCAUUGUACAAAUACCACGGUCAAUCAACUUCGCGAGCAAUUUUAGGGUUAACAAGCGCACUUGUCAUCAUCAACAGUCUCACCUCUUUCCAAAUCUACGCAAUGCCCGUUUUCGACAACCUAGAACUGCGAUACGUGACUAAAACAAACGGGCCAUGCCCAUGGUGGGUCCGGGCCGGGUCACGGGUUUUCUUCGGUGCCCUAGCUUUCUUUGUAGCAGUUGCCCUACCAUUUCUACCAAGUCUCGCAGGUCUCAUAGGCGGCAUUGCAUUACCCGUGACUUUAGCAUACCCGUGUUUUAUGUGGAUAGUCAUCAAGAAACCUAAUGUUUAUAGCAAGAUGUGGUGGCUCAAUUGGAUUCUUGGUUGCCUAGGGAUGAUUUUAAGCGUUCUACUUGUUUUGGGGGCAAUUUGGACAAUAGUUACUCGAGGAGUCGAGGUCCAUUUCUUUAAUCCAAAGUGAGAAACAAUAAAAAUGUAUAUGUAGUAAUUUUUGUUAUUGUUUGCUUCAAUUCCAAUUACACCAAUAGGAUAAAGUAUAAAAGGAAAAACAAAGGUCCAAGAUUGUAUGAAAAUGGUGAAAAGGUGUUGGGAUUUAUAAAGAUUAGGGUUUUUUUUUACAUUGAUAAAGGAAGAAGCAUCCUUCGUUUCUUUUUUUGGGCGAGUUUUAUUCGCUUUGUUAGCUUCAUACAUAAUAGAAGUAACAAUGUGAUUGUUGCUAAACCAAAUCCAAGUCUCAUGUGGCUGAAAUAUAAUGCAACUGCUGAGAAAACGAAAAAAGCUAGAAUUGCAAGUUCCCAUAUUACAAAUACCACUACGUCCACCCUGCAA
Molecule: messenger RNA, 2145 nt
Organism: Lactuca saligna
Lineage: Eukaryota; Viridiplantae; Streptophyta; Magnoliopsida; Asterales; Asteraceae
Source: the annotation of a GenBank genome assembly